Vigna umbellata (rice bean) is the source of this 1350-nucleotide messenger RNA. RefSeq lists its product as uncharacterized. The record is from RefSeq and is a predicted model, not a curated record. Gene Ontology annotation, molecular function: protein dimerization activity. Gene Ontology annotation, cellular component: nucleus. Lineage: Eukaryota; Viridiplantae; Streptophyta; Magnoliopsida; Fabales; Fabaceae.
UAACAUGGCAUAACAGAACACACCAUAACAUCAUCAACAUUCUCUCUCUCUCUCUCUUUCUCUCUCUCAUUUCUUUGAUCUCUCAACUUUCAAGUUCAAUGGCUGGUGACAUGCACCAACCACAAUCCUCUCUUGGCAGAACCUUCCCUCCUAAUUCAGAAGAUUUCUCAACCUUCUUCAACCAACUCCUCCACAACCCUCCCACACCAGGAAUGGACCCUAAUCAUUCUGCUUCUGAUUUCACCCCAAACAACCUCAACAACAACAACCCUGUUCCUUCCUCUCCCUCAACUUUUCAUUUCUCUCACCCCCAUCACUACAUCCCUGCAACUGAUGCCAACACCUUCAAACAACACAACAAUAAUCACAACCCUGAUUUCACUUCUUCUUCUGAGAAGAGUGUGGAGGCAACGAAACCUGUCCCACCACCACGUUCUUCGUCAAAGAGGAGUAGAGCUGCAGAGUUCCAUAAUUUGUCUGAAAAGAGAAGAAGGAGUAGGAUUAACGAGAAAAUGAAAGCCUUGCAGAAUUUAAUUCCGAAUUCUAACAAGACAGACAAAGCUUCAAUGCUAGAUGAGGCCAUAGAAUAUUUAAAGCAGCUUCAGCUUCAAGUGCAAAUGUUAAUGACGAGAAAUGGUUUGAGCUUGCAUCCAAUGUCUUUGCCAGGAGAACUAAGACCUGUGAUAAUGCCUCAGACUGGGUUGAACCUUGAUGAGAGUGAUGGACUUCAGAAUUCUACUAGUGCAAUUGCAUCAUCUUCAAAUGAAGAAAGCUUGGUUCGGCAUGCUUUUAGUUUUCCAAAGCAAUGCAGCAUCUCAGAUCAGUCCCAUGUUGUGCCCUCAGUGACAAGUUUAGCCACCUCCAAUGCCCCAACCACUUUUCAUCCUUCUAUUAAGGAUACACUCUACAACAACAUGCCCCAAUUGUUUAUGGAUGCACCAAAGAUUGGAAAGGACCCUUCUUCAGACUUGUCUUGAUCAGUUCUAGGGAUAAAUGGAUUUAUUUUAGAGAUGCCAAGUCACCUUGUAAAAGGGUAGCUUUGUUCAGGAAUUAUAAUCUACAUUUAAAUCUUCUGACUGCAAACACUCCAUUGGGUUGAUCGUGGUGCUAUUGGUAACCAUUUGACAGAAUCUUUGUGCCCUCGUCGACACUUCCAUAAAGAUGUACAAGUAUAUUAUAACUUCAUCAGGCAAAAUGAAGCAAAUGAACAUUAUUAGACAUUGCAACCUGUGAUGUUUUUGGAUCUGUUAUAUUCUUGGAUUAUUGGAUACAUAUCGAUCUACACUAUGCUAGAACAGAGAAAACAUUAUUAGUAUUUAUGCCAGUAAUAUCAGUUUAUGUUUUUCAGUG